AAAGCAGCCGACUACUCGAGGCUAGGGUUUUAUAAUACUCGUUCGCAUCUGCGUGGGGAAAAACCUGCGUUUUCUCCAAAACUGUUUCAACCAUGCCGCAAGGAGAUUACAUAGACCUUCAUAGGAAGCGCCAUGGCUAUCGCCCUGACCAUUUCGAGCGCAAGCGCAAGAAAGAGGCUCGUGAAGUUCACAAGCGCUCUGAAAUUGCUCAGAAGGCUCUGGGUAUUAAGGGUAAGAUGUUUGCAAAGAAACGUUAUGCAGAAAAGGCGCAGAUGAAGAAAACAUUGGCUAUGCAUGAAGAAUCAUCAUCUAGGCGCAAGGUGGAUGACGAUGUUCAUGAUGGGGCUGUUCCUGCCUAUCUACUAGAUCGUGAAACAACAACACGUGCAAAGGUUCUUAGCAAUACUAUAAAGCAAAAAAGGAAAGAGAAAGCUGGGAAAUGGGAAGUCCCUCUACCCAAAGUCAGGCCUGUUGCCGAAGAUGAAAUGUUUAAAGUUCUUAGGACUGGUAAAAGGAAAACCAAGCAGUGGAAGAGGAUGGUAACCAAGGCCACGUUUGUGGGACCAGCUUUUACAAGAAAACCCCCCAAGUAUGAGCGAUUCAUCCGUCCUUCGGGAUUGCGAUUCACUAAAGCCCAUGUGACACACCCUGAACUCAAAUGCACUUUCAACCUUGAGAUAAUUGGAGUAAAGAAAAAUCCUAAUGGCCAAAUGUAUACCUCCCUUGGUGUUAUGACCAAGGGUACUAUCAUUGAGGUAAAUGUGAGUGAACUAGGUUUGGUCACACCAGCUGGGAAAGUUGUAUGGGGGAAAUACGCACAAGUGACAAAUAACCCAGAGAAUGAUGGAUGUAUAAAUGCUGUUUUGCUUGUGUAAGAGGAUUAUCAACAGCAACAAGAAUAUGGUGGCUCAUGGAUGGUGCGGGAGGACAACUAAUUUCUUGAGUUUCUGUUAAGACAAUAUGUCAGUUGCGCUUGCAACCCCAGUGUGUUCUAGUCGAGGACACCCUUGUUCUUUCUUUGUUUCCCUUUUUUAUUUUUGUUUGGCUCUUCCCCAUGUAGUAGUUUAUAUCCGCUGAAAACAUUGAGUUGUAACAUGGGUAUACCCUUGUGUGGAUCAAUUUUGUGGGAUAACUGAAAUGGAGUUUUACUCUAGGCAAUACUCCAGAGGAGUUCUUG
Vitis riparia (riverbank grape) is the source of this 1177-nucleotide messenger RNA. RefSeq names its product ribosome biogenesis protein NSA2 homolog. Gene Ontology annotation, cellular component: nucleolus; preribosome, large subunit precursor. NCBI's taxonomy places the organism in Eukaryota, Viridiplantae, Streptophyta, Magnoliopsida, Vitales, Vitaceae. The transcript has 9 exons. The record is from RefSeq and is a predicted model, not a curated record. Gene Ontology annotation, biological process: maturation of LSU-rRNA; maturation of 5.8S rRNA. The coding region runs from base 93 to 875 and encodes 260 amino acids.